AUGUUUAUUGAUUCUUUGCCUAAAUUAUCUGGUUCUCUACAUUUUUCGCCCUUAUUGCUAUAUUAAUAAUAUUAAUAGAUCCACCUAAUAUUUUAAAUCUUUGAUAAGACAGUAAAAGAAUUCUGUAAUAUUAUAAGGUAUGGACCAGUGAUUCAGUAAAAUUUUUGAAUUGAUCCUUUAUGGAAUGUCGAGUCUUGGUAGAGAUAUCUCAUAUUUAAGAAGCAAAAAAUGCCAAAAAAAGCACUAGAUCAAUUAUAAUCACCAAUUAUCAAAAGUUCUUAUGAUUAAAAUGAUAAACUAAUGACAUCUAGUUCAUUUAUUAUAGGGUCAUAUGAAGCUAUUGAAUAUACAACUCUUCAAACUUGUUCAUAGUCAUUCCACAUCAAUAAAUGAUAGUGUUUUCCAUAGUAAUAUUAAAUAUAGUCAUACAAGAUAAAGACUCUAAUCGCACAGCGCAACUAAACUGCCAAUAAGUUAAAGCGAAUUCCAUCUAAAAAGAAAUGAAUUAACAAUAACAGUAUGUUUAAAUGGAAUUUCUGGAAAAUAAAUGGAUGUUCAUAAAUUAUAUAAUAUCUUUAGCAAAGUGGGUUAUGUAGAUAAAAUUAUUUUACUAAGACAAUAUAUUUAGAAUAGUUGAAGUUAAAAAUUUUGCUAAAGUUAAGUACCUAAAAGAAGGUCAGGCAUAUUUCUAUUUUUAGAAUUGUCAAAAUUUACAAAUUUUUGAAAGUUCUUUAACAAUCACAUGAUAAGGAGAUGAUUCAAUUGAAGAGUUAGUUAGUCUAGUUACUUUAUAUGGAGUAUAUCACUAUGUGUUGGAUCCGAAGAUACUGACAGGCACUUAGUUAAAAAAUAAAUCCUAGAGUAAAUGCAAAUAAUAAGAUGAUGUUACUACCUCCUAGCCAAAUACUUCAUAUUUCUAAUUUGAAAAAAGUUUCCUCCAAUGCUGAAACAAUGGAAAAAUCUUUUCAGAAUAUGGUGUUGUUGAAGUAUUUUGAGAUAUAAUCCAUAGGCUGUAAAAGUCUUAUCUAUGUGUUUAAUCAAAAUGGAAACAAUAAACCAAGCUUUGGAAAUAAUGGCACUAAUGCAUAUGGAAGAAGUAGAACAUUUAAAUUUCAUUCACUAAAGCCAAAAUUUGA
This is a messenger RNA of Paramecium pentaurelia, 1136 nucleotides long. The record is from the annotation of a GenBank genome assembly. NCBI's taxonomy places the organism in Eukaryota, Ciliophora, Oligohymenophorea, Peniculida, Parameciidae.